AUGACGGCAGCUGGAGCUAUGGAGCGGACAGGAGGGAGCGAGGCCAAGGCCUCCAAACCCGAGAACGAGACAACCAAAUCCAAGGAUCAGCGCGCGCCGACCACAGACGACAACAAGGGGGCUCCCAAGAAACGGCGCAAGGUGAAUCAUGCAUGCCUCUACUGCCGCCGAUCGCACAUGACGUGCGAUCUCUCGAAGAGCGCGAUAGCUCCUUCAACUGUUCAAGAUGCGGCGUCUCAGCCGGAUCUUGCCCGUAGCACGAUGAACUCGAACACGACGGGCAUGAGGCCGGGUUCCUUCGACGCAGCGGCCUUGGGCAACGGGCCGGGACAGGCGGCGAAGGCCGCCUUUGACGCCGCCACUCUGGCAAGCCGGAGUAAUAAUCCCCUCCAGCUCGUGCAACCUUCCCCCGUAUCGGGCUUUUCGGCCAGCGCUCUGGGCACUACCCUCAUUGCCGGCUUCUCGGAUGCCUGGCUGGCUUCCCAGAGCCAAUACCACGAUAUGCAUGCUCUGCACCCUAACUAUGUCAUCGCCCCCGAGGUGACGAACGAGUUCAAUCUCUUAAAUGACUUCCUGCAGACGAGCCUGCUAGACGACAACGCCCUCGUAUCAGAAGACCAGAACCAGUCAGGCUCGGCUUCAGGAUUUGGCAGUGGUAGUAACAACAACAACAACAACAACAACAACGCCAUGAUCCCGUCCAACGCUGUACCCGGGAGUUCCUUGCUCGCGCCCGGUAAUGCCGACCAGGGCAAGGCCAUCUCUCGUCCGGGCAGCACGAUGCCGAUCGACAAGACGCGUGAGUACUACCUCCAGGCGGCCGACCCGUCGGGCAACGCGUCGCCGGAGGAACGGAUGCGGCAAGUGCUGCAAGCCAAGUACGAGGCGGGGCUUCUGCGGCCGUUCAACUACGUUAAGGGGUACACGCGGCUCCAGAACUACCUCGACACGCACGUGGCGCCUGCAUCGAAGCAGAAGAUUCUGCGACAGCUCGACCGGUUCCGGCCAAAGUUCCGGGAGAAGAUGAAGGACCUUGUCGAUAUGGAUCUGAUCCUCGUCGAGAUGUGGUUCGAGAAGACUCUGAUGGAUUACGAUCGUGUGUUUGCCAGCAUGGCGGUCCCCGCGUGCUGCUGGAGGAGGACGGGCGAGAUUUUCAGGGGCAACAAAGAGAUGGCCGAACUUAUUCGGGUACCCGUUGAGGACCUGCGAGGCGGCAAGAUCUCGUUACACGAGAUCCUUACGGAGGAGUCUGUCGUGAGAUAUUGGGAAGAGUUUGGCACGAUCGCCUUUGACCCGCAGCACGACACGCUGCUCACGGCCUGCUCACUAAAAAGCCCGGACGACUCGGUGAACCACGUUGUGAACUGCUGCUUCUCGUUUAGGAUUCGCAGAGAUGAGCACAAGAUUCCACGAGCGAGAAACCAGCAGUUCGUGAUGCCGCCGGAGAGGACAAGCACCAAUGGCCCCCCAGACCAGAAGCGCAAGUUCGAGAAACGCAUUGAAGAUGCAGUGGCCCUAGCAACAAAACUUAAAUCCCUUCUCUCCAACUCCUGCCCCAAUCCCAACUCCGCCCCCGCCUUCGCCGGCGAAGAACCCUCCCUAAUCCAGGAUGUCCUCCGUCAAAUCGAGCGCCUACAUGCCUACUGCCAACAACACCAUCACGAACUGCUUGCUAAACACCAGCGUCAUCGCCAUGGCAAGGUCGUGCCCCUGAUUAUGCUCUACAUUCCUGGAAUAUCGGGAGACCCAGAAAUUGAUGCAGUCGCGACGGGGUUGUGGAAUAUUUGUGUUAGAUUGUUGAGGGAGGAUGCCAUCCAAGGGGGCCAAGAUGGGCAAGAGAGAGAAGGUGAGGAGAGAGAGGGAGGACAGUUGGUUGCAAGGAAGAAGGUUGGGCUGGGCGAGAAGUUGAGGAAGAAGCUGUAUCUGCAUGCGAAGGUCCUGGCGUUCUUUUUGUUGGGGGUUGCGAGGCCGAGGGAGAAUGGGGGGUAUGGGGUUGUGGUGAGGUUGAUGAAGCUGGGAUUGAAGGUUUUGAGGGAUUGUGUUGAUGCUGGGGAAAGCAAACUUGCUAGCUUGGUGGUACAGGUUGUGGCGGACUACAAGACUUGGCUACAUGAUGCCGCACAGAAGUUGCCAGAAGAAGAGGUUGUUGAAUGUCGGUGUUUGGAGGUGCAGUAUUUCAUCAUGAGGACAGCUAUGGCUUGGAUUGAGAACAGACUCGAUGUCGCAGAGCAUAUGUACACCCAAGCCAUGCAACUUCAUCAUUUUCUCACUGCAGAGUACGCGGAGAAGCUGGCAGAUGUUCUAUACGAGAUUGGAAAGUCGCUUUCCUCAAAAAAUGACUUUGUUACCGCGGUCAAGUGGUUGGAACGAGCGAAUGAGAUUAUCAAUGGCCCUGGACUGGAACGACUCUCCCGAGAAGGUAUUGAACUGCGGCUAGCCAUCUUACAAGCUCUCAUCACUACUUUACUUGGGACAGGCGUACCAGAGGACUUUGAGAAAGCCAAGCAGCUCGUCGACUUUAUCGAGUCAGAAAAUGGCAACAAGUUUGUCGUUUUACUGCUAAAAUUAGAGCUUCUGCAAAAGAAACCAGCGGAAAUAUUCGACGCCGAAGCAUAUGCGGAUGUGCUGCAACACAUCAUACGGAACUUUGCCUCAUCUGAGUCUGGAUUUAAGCUAGUCGCUAUGCGAGUUGAGGACCGCGAGCUUGCUGAGAAGUGUCUCGAGACAGUCAGCCAAGCAUCAGACCAUGUUGACUACCUUGGCGCCUGCAUAGCCGAGUCGCAAAAGUCCGGUGAUAUCCCCAUUGCAAUAUCUGCCCUGAGGAAACUUCAGGAGAGAUACGAGUAUACACAACCGAACCCUGUCCACCUCCCUGCCUUGUUUCGGUGCACCAUACGUCUGUUGAACCUAUUAAUUGAUAGGUCGGAAGGCGAUAAAGCAGCGAUUGUUGAAGAGCUUUGCAAGGAGUUCGAAGCAGUGGUGGCAGCCAUUGAGAAGCAAAAGCAGGAUGACGCCCCAGGAUGCAAACUAUUCACCAUGGACGAGCUGGAAUGGUUCAGCAGGAAUGCCUACAACCUUGCCCUCAAGAACACCACCAUAUGGGACUUACGAUGUACAGUCAGGAUGCUGACAGCCUGUGUCAAGAUCAUCAACCACUUUCCCCAAGAUAUUCCGUCUCGGACGGAGCUGUCCCUGAAGGCACUCUUCUGCCACUUCGUUGCGGCGUCUGCCCUGGUGUCUCUGGCAAGGACCCAAGACAAUAUCGAGAAGCAGCUACAGGAUUACGUCGACCUCCGGAAGCACGUCUUGGCCUUUGAUAGCGAAUUGCCUGAGUACCUGGCUCAAUUGGAUGAACAGUCGAGGGAUGACAUGCUCUGGAAGAACGCCACACUGCUGGCAUUCGACUUCGAGGCGGCUAUCGCGCUGAAGCAGUGGGACGAUUUGGGCGGUAUUGUACAAAGGGCAGUUCCCUGCAAGAAUAUUGUGGCUUUUCAGGCUAUGGCGGAUAGUCUGCUGAGAGCGCGUACUCCUGCACAAGUGUUGUACUCUAUCAUGCGCAAACUGGUUAACGAGAUCUGGGUCCUCGAGGCCUUUGACGCAGUCAAGCUGGCCAAGUACACUCGGUGUUUGUUCCAAGCUACACUGCCGCUUGAUGAUGAGCUUGCGAUGAAGUUGCUGGAUGAGGCGUGCAGUAAGGCCAGGGCGUUGCGAGAGAGUCAAGCUUGUUGGCCCGAAGAAGAGCUUGAGUGGAUGGCCACAACGGCAUUCAACCACGCUGCGGACUUUUAUGUCGCUAGGGAACUGGAAAGAGCCAAGGAAUGGGCGACGAAAGCGAUCAAUUUGGCACAUUGGUGCGGGGAUGGAGGAAGGUUGGAGGAGAUUUUACAGAGCAAGUACCUCAGGUUGAGGUUUGACAGCGAUGGGGUUGAUAUGGAGUGA
Molecule: messenger RNA, 3939 nt
Organism: Thermochaetoides thermophila DSM 1495
Lineage: Eukaryota; Fungi; Ascomycota; Sordariomycetes; Sordariales; Chaetomiaceae
Exons: 14
Coding region: 1-3939 (1312 amino acids)
Biological process (GO): meiotic cell cycle; regulation of synaptonemal complex assembly
Source: RefSeq, a predicted model, not a curated record